Messenger RNA from Helicoverpa zea (corn earworm), 1515 nucleotides. Its product is annotated as lysosomal Pro-X carboxypeptidase. The record is from RefSeq and is a predicted model, not a curated record. The transcript is spliced from 8 exons. The coding region runs from base 57 to 1466 and encodes 469 amino acids. NCBI's taxonomy places the organism in Eukaryota, Metazoa, Arthropoda, Insecta, Lepidoptera, Noctuidae. Gene Ontology annotation, molecular function: dipeptidyl-peptidase activity; serine-type exopeptidase activity. Gene Ontology annotation, biological process: proteolysis.
UCAUUCACUCAUUAUCACGUCGGUAUUCAAACAGUAUGGACGCAUGUUAAUACAAAAUGUUACAAAUAAUACUCUAUAUCGCAGUGACUUUAACCGCAGUGUCGGCAGAUUAUAAGUACGAAACGAAAUGGUGCCGGGUCCCCCUUGACCAUUAUGGAUUUCAGAGGAAUGAGACUUUUCAAAUCAAGUACCUGGUGAAUGAAGAGAGCUGGGAUGGCAAUGGACCCAUCUUCUUCUAUACGGGCAAUGAGGGUCAAAUAGAAGUGUUUGCCAAGCACACGGGUUUUAUGUGGGAGAUCGCGCAGGAGUUCAGAGCCAAACUCGUGUUUGCUGAACAUAGAUACUAUGGCGAGUCGAUGCCCUUUGGUAACAAAUCCCUGGAUAACGAACACAUUGGUUACCUCUCAUCUGCACAGGCACUGGCUGACUAUGCAGUCCUACUCAAUGAGCUUCAGGGCAACACCAUCAAGCCGAGGAAUCCGGUCAUCGCUUUUGGAGGUUCCUACGGAGGCAUGUUAGCAGCUUACUUCCGUAUGAAGUUCCCGCAUUUAGUGAGCGGUGCCAUAGCAGCUUCCGCCCCUGUGCACAUGUUCACUGGCAUGGCACCCUGCGGAGUCUUCAACAGGCUGGUCACGUCCAGCUUCAGGACUGUCAACAACAAAUGCUCCAGCAAUAUUAGAGAGUCUUGGAGUGUUAUCAAGAACUACUCUUCAACCGCCAACGGCUCCGAAUUCCUCCACAAGACCUUCAACCUCUGCAGCCCCAUCAAGAACGCGACAGACUUGACUGUUCUCUUGGAAUUCUUGGAGUCCAUGUACUCCACGCUGGCCAUGGUGAACUAUCCCUUCGCCUCGGACUUCCUUACCCCCUUACCGGCGGAGCCCGUCAGGGUUGUAUGCCAGUACCUCAAUGAGACUUUGACUGGUGAUAAAUUGCUACAGGCUAUAGGCAAAGUUAUGGACAUCUUCACAAACUACGAGAAGAAGAAUACCUGCGUUGAUUACAAGAAAGGUGAUGAUUACGGCAACCUGGACGCUGCUGGGUGGGAUUUCCAGGCGUGUACAGAGAUGGUGAUGCCAAUGUGCUCUGACGGCCACAACGACAUGUUUGAGCCUAAACCCUGGAACUACACAGAGUUCGCCGAGGAAUGCCACAAGAAGUACAACGUUUACCCUCGUCCAGAGAUGGCGAAACUGGAGUAUGGGGGUAACAGGCUCCAGGCAGCUUCGAAUAUCGUAUUCAGUAAUGGACUUCGUGAUCCUUGGACAGGAGGUGGCAUCCUCGACAGCUUAAGCGAUACUGUUAGAGCUGUAGUAAUAAUAGAUGCUGCUCAUCAUCUCGACCUGAUGCCCAGCAACCCCAGUGAUCCUGAGCCUGUGAAGAUAGCACGAAACAUCCACAAGCAACACAUCGCCCGGUGGAUAGAUCAGUUCAGAGAACAAAUGACACAUACGCGUAGAACUUGACUUUUGUAAUUAAUUAUUUGACUGUUGAUUAAAAAUACUUUUAUGAUUA